Gloeophyllum trabeum ATCC 11539 is the source of this 417-nucleotide messenger RNA. Its product is annotated as ribosomal protein L28e. Gene Ontology annotation, cellular component: ribosome; cytosolic large ribosomal subunit. The annotation marks the transcript as partial. NCBI's taxonomy places the organism in Eukaryota, Fungi, Basidiomycota, Agaricomycetes, Gloeophyllales, Gloeophyllaceae. The record is from RefSeq and is a predicted model, not a curated record. Gene Ontology annotation, biological process: translation. The transcript has 5 exons. Gene Ontology annotation, molecular function: structural constituent of ribosome.
AUGUCGGCCGAUCUCCAAUGGCUCCUUCUCCGUAAUUACAACUCCUUCAUCGUGAAGAAGGUGCCGGAGGGCCCCAUCUUUUCGAGGGAGCCGGGCAACUUGCCUAGCCUCCACAGCUACAAGUACUCUGGCCUGGCCAACCAGAAGACUGUCGCGGUUACCGACACGGGCUCCAACAUCCAAAUUUCCUACACCAAGAAGGGCGCUUCUCCCCAUGCCGUCAAGCCCGCUCGUGCUACCAUCAACAUCCGGAGCCGCUCUGGACCCAGAAGAUCGUUGGGUGUCGCUGCUAAGCUCUCCAAGCGGGGCUACAGGCCCGACCUCCGACCGGUACUGCUCGCUCGUGUGUCUGCUCUUGCCGCCUCGAAGAAGGAGCCCAAAUCCCGGCCAGUCAAGAAGCCUCGGGGAAAGAAGGCU